Molecule: messenger RNA, 699 nt
Organism: Kazachstania africana CBS 2517
Lineage: Eukaryota; Fungi; Ascomycota; Saccharomycetes; Saccharomycetales; Saccharomycetaceae
Exons: 1
Coding region: 1-699 (232 amino acids)
Source: RefSeq, a predicted model, not a curated record
AUGUGCUGCCAGUAUGUUUUAAGUCUUCCUUUCAAUAAAAAGUUUGUGACUAGUAAUACAGUAUUGUGUGUGUCACACAAGUUAUUUAGCGAAAAUAUUCCACUAAUAAAGGUAGUAAUGGAAAGAAAUGAGAAUAAUAUGGAAAGGAUGUCGAAUAUCCCAGGAACGUCCAUCCCGACUAUCAAAGAGUUAUUGAAAGAAGUUCAAAGCAAGAAAUUUUUUGAAGAUGACGAUAGAUUUACUACAAAAAUGGAAAAUAAUUUGAUUAAAUGGUAUCCAUCUAUAUCUUCUCAUAAUGGUACCAUAAUGGCAAUAAAUAAUACACAUCCAUAUCAAUUGAAGACUCCCACGCAUUUCAAGACAUGGUUUAAAACAAAAAACUCUAGUAACGAUAAUAUAGUCAUACUGUAUGGUAAUGACAAUGAGUCCUUCAAGUUAUCAGCAAGAUUAGAGAACAAUUCUUUGACACCAAUUGCAGAACCGGUGACCGUAACUGAACAGGAAAACAUUGACAAUUUAUGUAUCAAUAAUAUUGAAGAUGUGUACAAAUCAUACUACAAUGUUCCCAUACCACCAAAAUAUGUUGAAACUAUAAGAAGGUAUCAACAGCAAACAAAUGAAAUAGACAAUAACGACCGUGAAGAGACUACCGCGGUUGAGUGGUUUCAAAAUUGUUUUGCCUUUUGUAAUUUUGAUUGA